AUGUCAAUCAGCAUUCCCGAGGAGCCUGCUAAUCCAGGCCCGUUCAAAAUUCAGCAUGGGUACGACGAUAUCCAAGUUCAUACCGAGAAGUACUCAGAUGAGCCUACCCCCCUCUCAGGAAAGCAGGGUAAGGUCAGGGAGUUUCUCAACACGCAAACCAACAAAGAGCAUCAGAAGAAGUACGCCAAGGAGGGUGCCAAGAGGGGUUUCAAUAUGCUUUUUCAAUUCUUGUGUCAUUAA
Messenger RNA from Candidozyma auris, 240 nucleotides. RefSeq lists its product as uncharacterized. The record is from RefSeq and is a predicted model, not a curated record. The transcript has a single exon. The coding region runs from base 1 to 240 and encodes 79 amino acids. NCBI's taxonomy places the organism in Eukaryota, Fungi, Ascomycota, Pichiomycetes, Serinales, Metschnikowiaceae.